This is a messenger RNA of Phycomyces blakesleeanus NRRL 1555(-), 2316 nucleotides long. Its product is annotated as Cullin. NCBI's taxonomy places the organism in Eukaryota, Fungi, Mucoromycota, Mucoromycetes, Mucorales, Phycomycetaceae. The record is from RefSeq and is a predicted model, not a curated record. Gene Ontology annotation, cellular component: SCF ubiquitin ligase complex. Gene Ontology annotation, molecular function: ubiquitin protein ligase binding. Gene Ontology annotation, biological process: protein ubiquitination; SCF-dependent proteasomal ubiquitin-dependent protein catabolic process. The transcript has 17 exons. Bases 1 to 2316 code for a protein of 771 amino acids.
AUGACGAGCAUGGGUAAUCUCCCUCCAGCCGAUAGUUUCAAGGCAACCUGGGACUUUUUGGAACAAGGUCUUGAUCAAAUCAUGAACAGACUUGAGGAAGGUCUCGAUUUCACGCGCUAUACUGUGCUUUACAGUGCUGUACACAACUACUGCGCCCGUGGAAGUCCCACAAGCUCUCAUGGUGUUCCAGAUCCAUUGAGUAAUCCACAUUCUCGACGAGCUGCGCAACUUAUCGGCGGUGAUUUAUAUACUAGUUUGAGCCAGUACUUGGAAGUUCACUUGCAGAAGAUUAAGACGGAAUCUGAAAGAUAUAUGGACGAGGCGCUUUUACAGUACUACACCAAACAGUGGGAAAGAUACACAACCGCAGCACGCGUUGUAAACAAUAUUUUUAUGUACAUCAACCGCUACUGGGUUAGACGUCAAAUCGAUGAAGAUAGAAAAAGUGAUGUCUACGAUGUGUUUACGUUGGCACUUGUAAGCUGGAAAAAGAAUAUGUUUGAAUAUGUCCAUCACAAUGUCAUCGGCGCAGUUCUUAAAUUGAUACAAAGACAAAGAAGCGGCGAAACCAUUGAGAAUGGGCUUAUUAAGAGCAUUGUGGAUUCUUUUGUGUCACUUGGAUUGGAUAGCAGCGACUCCACAAAAUCAAACCUUGAUGUGUAUCGUGAAUACUUUGAGACUCCGUUUGUUCAGGCCACCGAGGUCUAUUAUAAGACAGAGUCAGAAAAGUUCAUCAGUGAAAACAGUGUUCCAGAUUACAUGAAGAAGGCUGAGGCUAGAUUAUUGGAAGAAGAAACUCGCGUCAGUUUAUACUUGCAUGAGUCGACAAACAAGACACUUGUGCCAACUUGUGAAAGAGUACUCGUCAAGAAUAACUCUGAGGUCAUGUGGGAAGGAUUUAAGAGCUUGCUGGCCCUUGAUAAGCAAGAUGACUUGCGCCGUAUGUACAGCCUCUUGGCUCGUAUACCAGACGGUCUGGAUCCAUUGCGAAAGAGCUUUGAAGCACACGUUAAGAAAGCUGGUCUUAGUGCAAUUGAGCGAAUUGCACAACAAGAAGGCGAGGUUGUGGACCCUAAAACAUACGUCGAUGCAUUACUUGAUACCCAUCGUAAAUAUAACGAUCUUGUACAAAACGCCUUUAGUGGCGAAGCUGGAUUUGUUGCUUCGUUAGAUAAGGCGUGUGGUGAAUUUGUCAACCGUAACCAGAUCUGUAAGACGUCUUCUUCAAAAUCACCUGAACUACUGGCCCGCUUCUGUGAUUCUUUGUUGAAGAAGAGCGCAAAGAAUCCCGAGGAAAACGAGCUUGAAGAUGUUUUAAACAGUAUUAUGACAGUAUUUAAAUAUGUCGAAGACAAGGAUGUAUUCCAAAAGUUCUACACAAAGAGUUUAGCCAAGAGACUUGUCAACGGAACAUCUGCUUCUGAUGAUGCAGAAGGAAGCAUGAUCACCAAACUCAAAGAAGCAUGUGGUUUUGAAUAUACUUCAAAGUUGCAGCGUAUGCUGACAGACAUGUCUUUGAGUAAAGAGCUAAAUGACCAUUUCAAAGAACUCGUGCAACAGAGUAGCCAAACAACAAGCUCGAAUGUUGAUUUCACAAUUCUUGUAUUGGGUGCGGGCUCAUGGCCCCUGUCAGCGCCAUCAACAGACUUUAACAUUCCAGAAGAUUUAGUUAAGGUGUAUGAUCGAUUCCAGAAAUUCUAUCAGAAUAAGCAUUCUGGCCGCAAAUUGAACUGGCUUUUCCAGUUAUCUAAGGCUGAGUUGAAAACAAGUUACCUUAAAGCCAGUAAGGCUGGAUAUGCCUUCCAGGUGUCGGCAUACCAAAUGGGUAUCCUCUUACAAUACAACACUGCCACUAGCUACACCUAUCAGGAUCUUCAAAAAAGUACUGCUCUCACUCCAGAGGCCCUUCACCCAGCUUUGAGUAUCCUUGUGAAAGCCAAAGUACUUUUGUUGAGUGAUGGUGAGAAGGUUGGUGACGAUGGAUCUAGAUACAGCCUGAACUUUGAUUUCAAGAGCAAGAAGGUCAGAAUCAAUCUGAAUAUGCAAAUGAGAACAGAACAAAAGGUUGAGGCAGAUGAAACGCACAAAACUAUCGAAGAGGACAGAAAGUAUUUGAUCCAGGCUGCUAUUGUCCGAAUCAUGAAGACUCGUAAAGUCAUGAAACAUUCAGCAUUGAUAGAUGAAGUCUUGACUCAAUUACAGUCAAGAUUUAAACCCCGGAUUCCGGAUAUCAAGAAGUGCAUAGAUAUACUUUUGGAAAAAGAGUUUAUUGAACGCGUAGAAGGCCAAAAGGACAUGUACAGCUAUGUUGCAUAA